AUGACGACGUGCGCGCGCGUUGGCGCUUGGCUCGCCUUCACCUGUUCUAUACAACCUCACCGUCGCCCUGGGCGAAGUUGUACCCGCGCACCUAUUUUUCCGUUCCCAUCUCUGUUCCUACCUCGUCCGUUAAUCUCAUUUCACACACGGUCCGCGUCGAGGCUUGACUUUGAGACGGGCAGCAGUCACGCUGCAGAUGGCUGUGCCCACGUUAUUGUCUCUCGCGGCUCGACUUCCAUGACUUCUAUGAUGCAGAGCUUCUCGAUGUACAGCAGGGUGCGAAUGAAAAGGGGCUCCACGCCACCUGAACAGUGCAUCGGUCGUCGCUUACUCGGUCACCAGGGCACGACGCACGCUGUGCAAUCACAUGUCCCCUAUCGCACGAGGGGAGAGCAGUCCGACUAUGAGCCCAACACCAUCUCAGAAUACGAAGACGAGCCUGGUAAAGAACUCCCGGACAACUCUGACCACAACAAAGAAACCAGUAAAUCUGCCCCCGACGAACUUGACUAUAUCGAAGACAUGUACGGGAGAGGCCGGGGAAGAAUAAUGGGCCAGCAGUCCAGUGCAUCUGAGCCAGAUGACGAUGGAGGUGAUGAACAUCUUCAGAACGCCCCUGGGAAUGAAGAAGAGGGUGCAUAA
Messenger RNA from Didymella exigua CBS 183.55, 642 nucleotides. RefSeq lists its product as uncharacterized. NCBI's taxonomy places the organism in Eukaryota, Fungi, Ascomycota, Dothideomycetes, Pleosporales, Didymellaceae. The transcript has 2 exons. The coding region runs from base 1 to 642 and encodes 213 amino acids. The record is from RefSeq and is a predicted model, not a curated record.